Messenger RNA from Lachancea nothofagi CBS 11611, 945 nucleotides. NCBI's taxonomy places the organism in Eukaryota, Fungi, Ascomycota, Saccharomycetes, Saccharomycetales, Saccharomycetaceae. The record is from the annotation of a GenBank genome assembly.
AUGGUUGUUGAAAAAUCUACGCUAGGAGGUUUUCCGAGCACGAUUUAUCAUCUUGAUUCUACACUCAUAUCGUCUGAUAAAGAUAAUGUCCACCUAUUUGUGUUCAUACCUGGAAAUCCAGGCCUGAUAGAGUACUAUGAGCCUUUUCUUAAUCAAAUACAUGAGAAGAACCCGGAAUGGGAGAUGCUAGGCAUCUCCCACGCAGGCAUGAAUUCCUGCGAUACCAUUGAAUGCCCAGUUUAUUCCUUACAAGAGCAAAUCACACACAAAAUCAAAGUCAUUAACAACUACACAUGGCAAUCAAGACCUCUCAUUAUCAUGGGGCACUCGGUGGGCGCCUUUAUGGUUCAGAAGAUAGCAAUGGCAGCUAAAUUAAUGGGGAAGGUGACUAGACUUGGCCUCCUCACUCCUACGGUUAUUGAUAUACAUAAAAGUGAAAAGGGAUUGAAACUAGUGCGAGCAAACUUAUUGAUACCGCGCUUUCACGAAGUAGUGUCCACGAUUUCGUGGAUUCUUUUUGAGAAGCUAUUUCCUACUUUUUUGACUUUACGUAUCAUCUCAGUCAUGGUUGGCGAUGUCAAUUCAUGUAUAGGCGCUGCGACUAAACUCUUGAUCACCAAUUCAAGAUUUGUUAAACAAGCAUUGGGAUUGGCAGCUGAAGAAAUGCAGGUAAUACGAUCAGAUUGGUCGUUCCAAGAUGAGUUUUUACGACAUUGCAAGCACCUAAACAUAAAGAUUUGGUGGCUUUUUAGUGCUAAUGAUCACUGGGUUAGUGCCGAUGCACGCCAAGACUUAAUUCAAUUUUAUGAAAGCCGCAGUACUCCUGACCUAGUCGAAAUUGAUGUGUCCCCAACGCUGGAGCACGCUUUUGUAAGGAAAGAUGCAGAGGUCGUCAUCCGAGAAUAUUUUGGCAAGUCUAAAAAGGCGAAUCCAAUGUCAGCUUGA